This is a messenger RNA of Protopterus annectens (West African lungfish), 2909 nucleotides long. RefSeq names its product chondroadherin-like. The record is from RefSeq and is a predicted model, not a curated record. Lineage: Eukaryota; Metazoa; Chordata; Ceratodontiformes; Protopteridae. The transcript is spliced from 3 exons. Bases 327 to 2060 code for a protein of 577 amino acids. Gene Ontology annotation, biological process: axonogenesis; regulation of presynapse assembly; positive regulation of synapse assembly. Gene Ontology annotation, cellular component: membrane. Gene Ontology annotation, molecular function: protein binding.
ACUUAACGUUUUUACUCCACUGGAAUGAAGCAGUGGGGGUGAGCAUACUUCUCUGUGCUUAAGGGAAAUUAUGAGUACAAAAUCUUAGAUGGUAAUGGAAGUAUACAUUUUCUAACCCCAUUUCCUUCCUUUAUCAGUUUUUUCUUAUUGUGCAAAGUAAUUCCAUACUCAGCAGGAAAUCUGCGCACAGGACUUACUCCUCCAGUGUGUUUUUUCUGUCACCAUGGCAGAAAGAAUUUCAGGACUACAGUGAGCUAUCGUCUCAUGCUGAACUGCAACUGUCUUCUGAUUUAACUUUAGUUGUUGAGUUUUGGAUCUGGCAUAUCAUGGCUCUCUGUUUGCAGAAUUUCAUUUCUAUAGUUACUGCAUUUUGCAUGGGAAUAACUCUUAUUAUUGUGAACACCUCUGCAGAGUUCCACUGUCCUAAUUACUGUGACUGCAAUGAGCUAUACGCUCGUGUCAACUGCAUGAACAGGACACUAGAGGAACUCCUCCGUGAGUUGCCCAAAAGUGCAGAAAAACUAAAGGUAGAAAACGGCAGCAUGUCUGUCUUGACAACAGGUUCUUUCUCCACUUUAGUACACCUGAGCUCCCUUUGGAUUCAGAACAGUGGCCUGCAAGAUAUUCAAAAGGGAGCAUUUGAGGGACCGACUGACCUUUUGUAUGUUUAUCUUCGUAACAAUCUUCUUGAAACAGUACGUGCUGACAUGUUUGAGGGACUCACAGCUGUAAAGUAUCUAUAUUUAGACAGAAACUACAUUAGUGCAAUUCCAGCAGGUGCAUUUACUCCACUGAAGAAGCUUUAUUCCCUUUACAUUCGAUACAAUCGCCUCACAAUAGUGGAUGCUAAUGUAUUCAGUGGACUUGCAAAUCUGAGAUGGCUUUAUUUGAGUUACAAUUCUAUCAGCAAUAUCUCUGCUCAGGCUUUCAAGGGACUGACUUCAAUACGAAAAAUCAGCUUAAUGAAUAAUAGCUUGACUAGUGUGCCAAAAGAACCACUUGCACUUCUUGGUACACUGAACUACUUAAAUUUGGGGGACAACCCUAUCGCUGUACUAAAUAAGACUUCAUUCCCUCUGGAACUGAAGUCUCUGUCUUCACUUUAUGUGAAUGAUAUGGGAUUAAAAGACUUGAAUGUGGAUGCAUUUAAAGUUUUUCCACGACUGCAGACCUUGUCACUGGAAGAGAACCUGCUGGAGACGAUCUCACCACUCAACUUCCUUCAUACCCUUCAGGUGCUGAAGCUGAAAAAAAAUCCUUGGCUGUGUGACUGCCAGUUAAUUUGGCUUAGGACAUGGAUCAUACAACACCAAAUUAAACAGGAAGUUAUGUGUCAGGCACCAGCGGGUCUUCAGAACCAGUACUUGGGAAAUAUAGAUUUGAAAUAUCUGACAUGCCCACCAUACGAGGGGUCUAACACCAACAUGACAUCCACAGCUACUGCAAUAACCGCCACCACCCAGAUUAUGAAAACAACAGAACAAAGGUCUUCUGAACUACCUCGCAUAACAUCACCUUCUGCUUCUAAACCCAGACCAGCAACUUUCAAACCACCUAUGACACAAACUCCAAAGGUCUGCAAGGAUCCUAUAGUUCAAAGUUUGCAAGUAAUCAGCAAAUCUCCAAGCACACUAAGUCUGAAGUGGGAAGCCCAGCAAGAGAGACCUAGACUUGGCUUGGAUGUACUGUUUUUUUCCAAAGACACAAAGGAUGCCUCAGGUGGUAAGAGCCAUAUUGGAGAACAAGCAGCAGUCCUGACAGGUCUGUCACCUGGGACAUCGUACAAGAUCUGUGUUGAUCUGACUACCGAAGCAAAAAAGUUUUGUGCUAACUCCGUAACUCCUCAGUGUGUUGUAGCAUCCACACUGAAAUCACUGCCAUCGGAUCAGCAAGAAAAAAAGGCUGUAUCCCAUGCAUCUACAGGGACAGCUGGGACAGCAGUGGCUGCAAUAUUUUCAGUUAUAAUUUUUGCCAUUACUGUCCUUGCUUUAAUAUUUGCUUGGAAAAAGAAAGUGUGGAAGAUAGCGUUUAGACAGUUCCGAAAUGAGGCUCAAAACUAGGAUUCGGGAGUAUCUGUUACAAGUGCAGGCUACUGUGAAAUAACAUGCAAGCAAAUUGUUUGGUAUGUGAAACAUGUCAUGAAAGGGAGUGGUGAACUCACAUGAAAAGAAUAAUUUGUAAAAACGUGCUUCAGUCUGUAUUGUCUUUGAGCAACACAUGAAUAUGAAUGUUUAUUUUUAAAUGCCAGUAUGUUGAAUAAAGUACUGUGGAAUAUACUCAGUCUCAAUUUUAGACAAAUUAUGUACUUUGAGAACCUGAGAAAAGCUAAAAUUUACGAAGGAUGGAGAACUGAAAUGUUGCCAGACAUCCUCAUAAUGUGAAUGAUAGAUGUAAGAUGUGAUAUGUUAGAAAAGAAAUCUUGACCACUUCCUAAGCUAAGUGAUACAAGUAAAUGCAUUAUAUUUACUAUCAUAAUACUAAUCAUCCAACAUUUAAUACUGUGCUGGACCUUCUUUACCAUGAUUUAUAUAAUGCAUAAUAAAAGGCUGUAUGUCAAUGAUACGUAGUGAGAAGAGGGAUGCAUACUGUGCUGGUUAGUCAUUGCUUCAGGUGACUGAACACAGUAUAUACAAUACUUAUUUCUAGGACCGGAGAAAUUAUAGUAUCCAUGCUGUCUGCUGUGUACUGCAUUAAUAUAGUUUUACAAUUGCAUAUUUGGAGAAAAGUGUAAAAAUACAUCAAAAAUGUAAUCCAGGUGCAGUUUUAGUAGAUAAGAUGAUAAUAAUUUAAGAAAACAGGCUGUUAAAAUACACUGCAGAUCACUAAUAUUUAAAUAUAUUUUUCCUUGCUAUGUUAUAAAUUAUAUUAUUUCAUUGUACCUCAGGUAUAAAUAAAUAACAACCAAAACA